AUGUCGAUGCAGACUGCUACGGAAAAUGAGUCCUUGUUCGGUUCCGAGACAUAUCAGUGGGUAUUGAGACUUUUCAGCGUUGGCCGUGGUCAGCUGAGCCAACACUCGCAACCGUGGGUCUUCUAUGUCCUUGGAACAAAUCCUGUAUCUUUCAACAAUGAAGAGAAAAAUAAACUCAAUCUUAGAAUGAGGGCCAAAAAAUACAGUCAUUAUCCUGGAGUAGAAAUUUUCAGCCGAUCUCCCGGCAUCUGUGGCCAGAUAUUGUCGUCUUGGCAAGCCAACGUGCCUAGAAACAACUCUUCCGCGCCUCCGCAUCGAGUCCUCUCAAGACGGGAAGAUGGAGUCUUGACCAAGACUAUUCCCAUCAGCAUCAUGCCCUCGAGAAGUGACGGGGCAGAACUUCCCAACUUCACAUUGUUUGCACACGACAAGAGCCACGAGUCCUGUUCACUCAAGAUGAACCGUUGGACGAUAGAGCCUCACGCGAAAAAAGAGGAGGUCAAUGCCCUCGCAAUCUACCAAUCAUUACGUCUGAAACCAAGCAACAGCCAGCAGUGA
Molecule: messenger RNA, 558 nt
Organism: Colletotrichum phormii
Lineage: Eukaryota; Fungi; Ascomycota; Sordariomycetes; Glomerellales; Glomerellaceae
Exons: 6
Coding region: 1-558 (185 amino acids)
Source: RefSeq, a predicted model, not a curated record